AUGUUUGGUACUACUAAUGCGUUUGGCUCACGACCGAACAGCAUAUUUUCAUCCGGCACAGCCAAUACAAGUCAGAAUCCACUGAACGAUAUUGAAGUACCAUCACCACCCGAUGACACAGUUGAAGCGCUGAAAUUCAAUCCGCAGAUUGCUGGCCAGCCAGUUUUGCUUGUUUCGGGUAGUUGGGAUUCAGUGAUUCGUGUAUGGCAGAUCAGUGAAAGCGGUCAGUGUGAAGCAAAAGCUCAACAAAAUGUUACAGGACCAGUUUUAGAUCUUGACUGGCUUGAUGAUGGCACCAAAAUCUUUAUUGCAAGUGCAGAUAAGCAAGUACGAGUUUGGGAUCUCGCUUCAAAUCAGAUGGUCGUCGUGGGAACACACGAUGAACCUGUCAGGAAGUGUCACUGGAUCAAAGCUCCCAAUUACAGCUGUUUAAUGACCGGGUCAUGGGAUAAAACUUUACGGUUUUGGGACAUGAGGCAGUUGCCUACGCAAACAUCUUUAGCAACAGUUCAGCUUGGAGAACGUGUUUAUUGUAGUGAUGUGUUAUUUCCCAUGAGUAUUGUUGGUCUCGCUAAUCGGCGUAUGAAGAUUUACAGAUUGGACAACGAACCAUCCGAAGUGAAAGAUAUCGAGACUCCGUUGAAGUAUCAGAGCCGCUGUGCUUCAAUUUUCAAAGACAAAACAACUGGACUUCCCACUGGAUAUGCUCUUGGAUCUAUUGAAGGUCGAGUUGCAAUACAAUACGUUGAAGCUGCUAACCCAAAAGAUAAUUUCACAUUUAAAUGCCAUCGCUCUCCAGAAUUGAUCAAUGGAUUCCAGGAAAUCUAUGCCGUGAAUGAUAUCGCAUUUCAUCCGAGUUAUGGGACACUGGCAACUGUUGGUUCUGAUGGUCGGAUUUCAUUUUGGGAUAAAGAUGCAAGAACAAAAUUGAAAACAUCAGAUCCACUACCAGCACCUGUAACGCGGUGUGUUAUACAUGCUUCAGGACAGAUGAUGGCCUAUGCUAUCGGUUACGAUUGGAGUAAGGGCCAUGAGGGAUAUAAUCCUCAAACUGUCGGAAGUAAAAUCUUUUUGCAUGCAUGUGAUGAAGACAUGAAACCUAAACAGAAGAAGUAA
This is a messenger RNA of Brugia malayi, 1116 nucleotides long. RefSeq names its product putative 41.4 kDa Trp-Asp repeats containing protein F10G8.3 inchromosome I, putative (gene Bma-rae-1). The record is from RefSeq and is a predicted model, not a curated record. The transcript has 9 exons. Gene Ontology annotation, cellular component: nuclear pore. Gene Ontology annotation, molecular function: ubiquitin binding; RNA binding. Gene Ontology annotation, biological process: RNA export from nucleus; transcription-dependent tethering of RNA polymerase II gene DNA at nuclear periphery. Bases 1 to 1116 code for a protein of 371 amino acids. Lineage: Eukaryota; Metazoa; Nematoda; Chromadorea; Rhabditida; Onchocercidae.